UCAUUCGGUCAGCAGCUCAUACAUCCCUAGUUUGGCACAUUGCUCUCAGGGGACAUAUAUUGAGGGUUAUUUUUAGUCUGGGAAUAAAAUUCACUUUGACAAUUCAGAAACAACUGCACUAAGUCUCACACAAAAGCUAUUUUUUGAGCCCUUUUUUUUUUUUUUUUUUUUUUGAUAAAAUUAUUAAUAAGUCUGUUGUUCUGUCCAUCUAUCUAUCUAUCUAUCUAUCUAUCUAUCUAUCUAUCUAUCUGUCUACCUACCUACCUACCUACCUUCCUACCUACCUAAUAAGAUGUGUUUGUGGGAGGAGGAGGAAAUAAAGAGAGGCAGUAGAAAGGAAAAGGAGAGAGAGAGGUCAUCAUUUGGUGCAGGCUGUUGUGUAGAUGAGGACACGCAUGAGCUGAGUCCUCCACACCGGCAAACUCUCCUCACAGAAGAGCAGCGGACUCACUGUAACCGCCUCACGUAAUACUGUAUCGCAGUUUCCGCGUGUCGGUGAUGUUCAUGGUUAUUAAUAGGCUGCAUUGGUCUUCCGUCAGUUUCUUUGGACCAUUCAGAUCACCGGAUCAGAUGCGAGUGCGCAGUUUUUGAGGUGACAGUACUAAGAACGCUCAAGAUUCAAUUCAUACGGCUCAAUUUGAAAGCGGACCGGAACCGGAGGCGAUAUUAAUGGAGCCGUGCACGUCUUGUUGAGGAUCCAUCUGCACUCGUCCUCAAUGGUCACCUUCUGUCCGAGCCUGUCUUUCUGCUUGCUGCAGUCCGCAUCAGAGGAUGUACGCGGAGGGAAGCACGCCAGACACUGAGCCAGACGCGUGCCAGAAGAAGACAUCAUGCUUCUCCAACAUCAAAAUAUUCCUCAUAUCAGAAUGUGCCUUAAUGUUGGCACAGGGCACUGUAGGAGCCUAUCUGGUCAGUGUCCUCACCACGCUAGAACGACGCUUCAACUUGCAGAGCGCUGACGUGGGUGUGAUCGCCAGCAGCUUUGAGAUUGGCAACCUUGCCCUCAUCUUAUUCGUCAGCUACUUUGGGGCCAGGGCGCAUCGGCCGCGGCUGAUUGGUUGUGGGGGCAUCGUGAUGGCGCUGGGAGCGUUACUGUCAGCACUGCCUGAGUUCUUGACCCACCAGUAUGAAUAUCAGUCUGGAGAGUCACGACCUGUGGGACAGGGACAGAACGUGUGCUCCAAUAACAGUCGAGCAGAUCUCUCUGAUCCUAGUUAUAUCUGUGGGAAUAGAACCAAUACCAACAUGAUGUACCUGCUGCUGAUCGGAGCUCAAAUGCUUCUGGGGAUUGGAGCGACACCCCUGCAGCCGCUGGGUGUGUCUUACAUCGAUGAUCAUGUCAGGCGUGAAGACUCCUCCCUUUAUAUUGGUAUCUUAUUCUCUACACUGGUCUUUGGACCAGCCUGUGGUUUUAUUCUUGGCUCUCUGUGCACCAAAGUUUAUGUUGAUGCAGUCUUCAUUGACACAAGCACGCUGGACAUCACUCCUGACGAUCCACGCUGGAUCGGUGCCUGGUGGGGCGGCUUUAUCAUAUGUGGCCUUUUCCUCUUCCUCUCCUCGUUUUUCAUGUUUGGGUUCCCGCAGUCGCUGAACGAGCCUGGGGAGGGUCCGGGGGGUGAAAGCGAACAGGCCAUGCUGCCUGCUGAGCUGGUGCAGGAGUAUGAAGGAGUCAAAGCCUCAGAUGACCCAGAGAUCAGCACUGGCCUCACCUGCUGCCAGCACCUGCAGGUUAUCCCUAAGGUGACUAAGCAUCUGCUGUCCAACCCGGUUUUCACCUGUGUCAUUCUCGCUGCCUGUAUGGAAAUCGGCGUGGUCGCUGGAUUUGCUGCCUUCCUAGGGAAAUAUCUCGAACAGCAGUUCAACCUCUCAACGUCCUCUGCCAAUCAGCUCCUAGGUAUGACAGCAAUCCCCUGUGCUUGUCUGGGUAUUUUCCUGGGUGGCCUCCUGGUGAAAAAGUUGGAUCUGUCUGCAUUAGGGGCUAUUCGUCUGGCCAUGCUAGUCAAUAUCAUCUCUACGGCCUGCUACGUCUCCUUCCUUUUCCUUGGCUGUGAUACAGGCCCAGUCGCCGGGGUUACUGUUGCCUAUGGCAACGAGAGUCUAGGUUCAUGGGAGCGGACGGAGGCCGCAUGUCUGUCAGGCUGUAAUUGUUACACGUCUUCUCUAAGCCCCGUCUGCGGUUCCAACGGCAUCACCUACCUCUCAGCCUGCCUGGCUGGCUGCACUAGAGGCAAUCUGACAGGCUGUAAGUGCAUCGCCCAAGGCGACGGGCCCGGUACAGCCACACCGGGGAAGUGUUCCAGCCCAGGCUGUCAGCAGGCCUUCCUCACGUUCCUAGCAGUCGUGUGCUUGUGCAGCAUGAUCGGAGCCAUGGCUCAGACUCCAUCCGUCAUCAUCCUGAUCAGAACUGUGAGCCCAGAGCUGAAGUCUUACGCCCUUGGAGUUCUUUUCCUGUUGCUCCGGCUGCUAGGUUUCAUUCCUCCACCUCUGAUCUUUGGCAUUGGGAUUGACUCCACCUGCCUACUGUGGAGCUCGGUGUGCGGCAUUAAAGGGGCCUGCAUGCUUUACGACAACAUCACCUACCGCUACCUUUACGUCAGCAUCGCCAUCGUUCUCAAAUCCAGCGCCUUCAUUCUCUACACCAUCACCUGGCAGUGUCUGCGUCAGAACUACUCCAGGUACAUUAAGAACAGUGAGGACUAUCUGACCCCAAGCCAGCUGUUCGCCUCCAACCUCACCCUGGACAACCUGGGGAAGGACAUUGUACAGAAUCCUUCCAACCGCACCAAGUUCAUUUACAACCUGGAUGACCAUGCCUGGAGCGAGAACAUGGAGUCAGCCAUAUAGUCCCACCCCAAAGAGGGCCAGCUGGCCUAUAUGCACAUGCUAAUUUAGUCUCAUAAUGCUUUUAUUGAAAAGAAAGUCCAUGUAAGCCGAUUUCUGCACAUUCCCGCUUGGGAGAAAUGGGCACUCUUUUAGCGUAUCCAGGGUGUUUUAACUAAACAGAGCCAAAUGAAUUUGACUGUUACUGUAGUCAGGACUUGUAUAUGCUGGAUAUAUGAUAUGCGGAGAUGAAAUGCAUUUAUCAUAUUAGGGGACGUAUUAGGUUGCAGUUCUAAAACCGAACAAUUAAGGCCCGUUCACACCAAGGAUAACGAUAAUGAAAAAGACAUUGUUCUAAAAAUCGUCAGCAGAGUCCACGCCACAACUAUAACGAUAACUAGAAACGAUAUCGUUGGAAUCACUGUCAGAGCGAUUGUUUUCCAGCUGAUGAAUGAUAAAAACACUGACAUCCAUCCUGCUUCAAAGAGCUUAAACGUUUAAAGCGGCAGACGACAAAACUGCAGCGUGCGCUUAGAAUAAACAGAACGAUAUCGUGCGUUGGUGUGGAUGCUAAUAUAGUAUUAUAUUUAUAGUUAUCGUUCUUGGCGUGAACGAGCCUUUAAUCUUCCAUCAGUCAAAACUAGCCCCAGCUUACAUAUAUAAGCACCUUUUUUAGGUUUCAUUUUGGAUGGUCUUUUUAGUAUUUUUUUAAAAAAUGUAAAGAAUAUUAGCAUAUGAGUUCUAUGAAUAUUAGCUAAUUUGUUUACUUGAAUAUUGUGAGGCUCUAAUCAGUCUAUUUUUAUGGAGGGUCUUAGAAAGCUUGAUGUUAUUACUCAAUCUCUCCUCUGUACAGUCAUUAGACUAUAAAAGACAUAGAUACAAGUGCAGAGUUCACACAAGUCAUGUAACCUAAUAAUCAACCUAAAUGCAUAAUAGUGAACAUAUUAGGCCCGUGUCUGUGAAAAUGUAUAGCUUGAAUAGACAAAAGGUUCAUUAGUUUUGUGAUGCCUUGUUAUUUGUCAUCUGCAGUGGUCCUGGAGCAACAUCUAAAGCAACAUGUAACAUUAAUCAGUAGUUGUUAUCAAGCAGAGGACACUGAAGGACGGAAAGAUGGAUUUAUUUCAAUGCAUGCAGGUUGCAUUGCAUGUUGAUGCAUCAGAACAGGCGCAUGGGAAUUUUAGGGGAUACGUUGUUUUGGAGAAGGUAGACAUUUCCCUUCUAUUACUCCAGCAUCUUCUUAAAUGGUGUUUUAUACAGUGUGCGCAGAGUUAUUAAUGGCAUUAUGGCGCCUUGUAUACUUUUUUUCUUCCAAGCGAAUUCCUUAAACAUAUUGAACGGAUUGGAAGACCAAAUACAAGGAUUAACAAAGUUUUACAAUAGUAAAACAUGUUUUUUUUUUUCCUUUAGCAAACGUUGCAAUAUAUAAAACAAGGAAAUAAACAUAAGGAAAUUAUUUGUGAACUACUAAAAUAUAAAUCUGAGCGACACUAAAUAAUUAUAUGAACAAAUAUUUAAAAAUAGAGUUAAUUCAUACAUUUUUGUAUGGCAUUGGACCUAAGAAUUUGUUUCAUAUACUUAUGAAUUAUUUUCUAUGCUUUUUCUAAAAAAAUAAAUUAAAAAAAAAAAGUACAAAAAAAAAAAAA
Molecule: messenger RNA, 4463 nt
Organism: Ctenopharyngodon idella (grass carp)
Lineage: Eukaryota; Metazoa; Chordata; Actinopteri; Cypriniformes; Xenocyprididae
Gene: slco3a1b
Product: solute carrier organic anion transporter family member 3A1b
Exons: 10
Coding region: 772-2844 (690 amino acids)
Biological process (GO): sodium-independent organic anion transport; prostaglandin transport; transmembrane transport
Cellular component (GO): membrane
Molecular function (GO): protein binding
Source: RefSeq, a predicted model, not a curated record